AUGGCGAAGAAAAGCAAGCUCCUAUCGGCUUUGGAUGCGCACAAGGGGCGCAAUUUCGACUUAGAGCACCAGAAAAAACUGCAAAAGGCAGCAACCAAGAAGAAGCAAUUGAAGGCGGCAGAUGGUGAAGAAGAUAAAGAAGAAGCUGCUGAGCAAUUGGAAGAAGAUGUCACACAGCUAAAUGGGAAGGCAAAGUCGAAUGGCGUGAAGGCGAGAAAAGGGAAAAACGACGCGAAGAAGGUUGAGGCCGAAGUUGAGGAACAGGACGAAGAUGAGGACGAAGAUGACGAUGAAGACGAAGACGAAGAAGACGGAGGGGUAGACACUGCAGGAAACGAGGUUGACGAUGAGGAUGAGGAAGACGAGGAAGACGAGGAAGAUGAAGAGGACGAAGAGGAUAUCCCACUUUCAGAUCUUUCCGGCGAUGAAGCCGCAGACGUUAUCCCCCACCAACGACUUACCAUAAACAACUCCGCAGCCAUUCUAUCUUCACUGAAACGGAUAACCGUCGUUAACGACCAGACAAUAUUCUCAGAACAUCAAUCCCUCACUUCCACAGAAACAAUCGACAUCCCUGACCCAAAUGAUGACCUCAACCGGGAGCUAGCAUUCUAUAAAGUCUGCGCAUCUGCCGCAAAGACUGCGCGAACUCUAUUGAAAAAAGAAGGAAUCCCAUUUUCGAGACCAACAGAUUAUUUUGCCGAGAUGGUGAAAGACGACGAACAUAUGGAUAAGAUCAAGAAGAAAUUGUACGAAGAAGCUGCUUCCAAGAAGGCUAGUGCGGACGCAAAGAAGCAGAGAGACUUGAAGAAGUUUGGAAAACAAGUACAGGUUGCCAAGCUACAAGAGCGACACAAGGAGAAGAGGGAGACACUGGAAAAGAUCAAUGACCUAAAAAGAAAACGCAGAGCUGGCGCAGGCAGUGGACAGACAGAGGAGAGUGAGCUAUUCGAUAUUGCUCUUGAAGAUUCUAGCAAAUCUGACUCGCGCCGUGGGUCUCGGGGCAAAGACGGUGAAGGGUCUCGCUCAAAGCGACAAAGGAAAGAUGCCAAAUUUGGUUUUGGUGGUAAGAAGCGCUUUGCGAAGAGUGGCGAUGCUAUGUCCAGUGGUGAUUUGAGCUCGUUCUCUGCCAGUAAAAUGAAGGGGAAGAAGACGGGUGCAGCGAAGAGGUUAGGGAAAGGUAGACGAGAGGCGAGACGAUAG
This is a messenger RNA of Arthroderma uncinatum, 1203 nucleotides long. Its product is annotated as rRNA processing protein Ebp2p. Gene Ontology annotation, cellular component: nuclear periphery; nucleolus; preribosome, large subunit precursor. Lineage: Eukaryota; Fungi; Ascomycota; Eurotiomycetes; Onygenales; Arthrodermataceae. The coding region runs from base 1 to 1203 and encodes 400 amino acids. Gene Ontology annotation, biological process: rRNA processing; ribosomal large subunit biogenesis. The transcript has 3 exons. The record is from RefSeq and is a predicted model, not a curated record.